Molecule: messenger RNA, 882 nt
Organism: Schizosaccharomyces octosporus yFS286
Lineage: Eukaryota; Fungi; Ascomycota; Schizosaccharomycetes; Schizosaccharomycetales; Schizosaccharomycetaceae
Product: U4/U6 X U5 tri-snRNP complex subunit
Exons: 1
Coding region: 1-882 (293 amino acids)
Biological process (GO): RNA splicing
Cellular component (GO): precatalytic spliceosome
Source: RefSeq, a predicted model, not a curated record
AUGUCGAGCAACCGAAGGAAUUAUGAAAGAGAGGAAGACAGGUUGUCGUAUCGUUCCCAGCGUGUAGAAAAGGAAGGUUUACCGCGGACGACGUAUAGAGAUACAAGGGAGAGAGAGAGAGAAAGAGGAGGAAGACAACGUGAGGGAGGACGAUUUCAAAGAGAAAAAAGUCCCGAAAGACAAAACGAUAGGUAUGCACGAACGCGGGAUUUCCAUCGAUCUCACAAUCGAGAUUGGGAUCGAGGAGGUGAGCGGCGACUUGAGCGUGAGCGUGAGCGCGAACGCGUUCCCGACGGUGAUCGGAUGUAUCGACGAGAGCGGUACGAUCGCUAUGAUCGGUACGACCGUGUAGAUAGACGGAGAGAAGAUGUUGAAGAACGGUUUCGAGGAGGUGAUCGAAGGGGAGAGCGAGAACGAGAGCGCGUGCGAGAACAAGGACAAAAGCAAGACUUAGGACGGGAAAAAGAAAAAGACUUGGACAAAAGAAAUGGGGAGCGACGAGAUUUCAAAUUUAGCGAUUCGGGAGAGGAACGCAUGCAAGCGGAAAUGAUCGCAAGGAGAAAGGGUCAACAAAAAGAAAAACCAACAGAUGAGACAAUCGAAGGAAUGGGGGCUAUGAGCUCUGGAAAUGGAAAUGGAAAAGAGCAAAACCUAAAGAAAGAAGAAGGAGGACGAGGAGAAGAAGAAGAAGAAGAAGUGAUUGUACAAGAGGAAUUGAACCCGAUGGAGGACAUGCAAAGUAUGAUGGGAUUUUCAGGAUUCGGGACGACGACAGGAAAGAAGCAUGGAGAUGUAGGAGACGUGUUUAAACAGAAAAAGGCAAAAUAUCGUCAAUACAUGAAUCGUCCUGGUGGAUUCAAUCGUCCUUUAGAACGGGAUUGA